CUCAACCAUCACCACUACCACCACCAUCACCACAACCAUCAACAACACAACCUCUGAGACCACCAUCACCACCACCAGCCAUACCUUCAAGACUACCAGCAGUAACUACUCCAUCACCACCUACAACGCCAACAAUACCACCAAAAAGAGUGAUACAAAACAACCACCACUAUUACUACUACUACUACUACUACUACUGCUUCUAAAGCCAACAGUUACAGGGAAAACACCUAUAUUUCCUCUUACAGAAUUGGUGCCAUGAAAAACAGCAGCCAAUACAUUCUGCAAAGUGGUUGAUGUUAGGAGAGGAAUUCUUGUUAAAGAAAGUGUACCAAAGAAGACAUAGGGAUGCAAUGCAGUCCUUGGACACACCAGAGCCUGUCAGACCGUCCAACUCACACACAUACCGACGACAACGAUGGUAAUGGUGAUGACAAUGAUGAUGAUGAUAAUGGUGAUGAUGAGUAAAGUUAUUGUUACUGAAUACCACACAGCUGAAGGUUCUGUCUGUGUGUCUGCAUGUUAUUUAUUUCUUUUUUUUUUUACUGAUUUUAGCCAGAAGUUGUGGCCAUGCUGGAACACAGUCUUAUUGUGUCAUGUGUGUAUUUAUUUCUGUAUUGUCCUUAUUUUGAGUUCUCAAUUCCUCGAUAGAACCAUAGAAGUGCCAUGUUGAAGUAUACAGAAUAUCGCGGAAAUUUUUUAGAAUUGACAGAACCAAUUCCUCAUCAGGUCUGACCACAUCUGAUUUCUUCUAGAGAAAGAGAGACAGAGACAGACAGACAGAAAAUGGUGAAAGAGAAAAAAAAAGAAGAACUAACAAGAGUCCAAGAUCAGUACUUUUUCUUUAUUAAUCCUGAAAAGAAUGAAAGCCAGAGUUGACCUAGCUAGGAUUUGAACUCAGAGAGCACAGAUCUUGGAUGAACAUCACAAGGCAGUCUACCCAAUGUUCUAAUAACUUGGUCAAUUUGCUGACUUAAUUACGUAUCUUUGUGUGAGGGUGUCAUGGGUGGAACAGUUUUGAUCAUAGGGCUGAACCCAAAAGCCCCAAAGUCAACCAACACCAAUGCCAUCACCACUACCACUACUACCACUACUACCACCAUCACUAUUGCUAAUAUCAAUAAUACCACCACCACCACCACCACCAUCACUACCAUCACCACUAUCAUGACUAUCUUCAAUGCUACCACCACCAACACCUCCACUAACAUCACCAAACACUGUGUCCUGACCGAAAUUCUUCAAUUUAUUGCAGAUUUGCUCAAGUUCUCAUUGGUUUCUGUUUUGUAUUCUUGGUUUUGCUCUGGAUCACACGUGACCUGCAGCAGGCUGGAGGCUGGCAGAUGCUGUUUAAACCCAAGACAAGACUUGGAAGACUGGACACCCAUACUUAACUGGAAAACCAUUCAGAAUAAACUCCCCUGGGGUAUCGUCCUUGUUAUGGGUGGCGGAUUUGCCAUAGCUGAUGUAUCAAGGGUUUCAACUGGUUUCUUGAUAAACGUAGUCUGUGUCUUAACGCUGACAUUGGCCGUCCACUCAUAGGGUGAAUUAAUAUUUCACUUCAGUGAAGUACCCGCUGCCUUUCUAAUAAAUGCCAAAACCACCGCCAUCCUUAAUGGUGGCCUCUGAUUCUUAAAAAUCCUCUCUGUGUGAUUUUACUGGAAUUUGUAUUUUAUGUGCUGUACAAGGAAUAGGGAUCAGGGAUAAAGGAACAUUUUAAACUUCAAGAUUCAGAAAUAAAAUUAGAUUUUAAUAUUCACUUCUUA
Messenger RNA from Octopus bimaculoides (California two-spot octopus), 1766 nucleotides. RefSeq names its product Na(+)/citrate cotransporter. NCBI's taxonomy places the organism in Eukaryota, Metazoa, Mollusca, Cephalopoda, Octopoda, Octopodidae. Gene Ontology annotation, molecular function: succinate transmembrane transporter activity; citrate transmembrane transporter activity. The record is from RefSeq and is a predicted model, not a curated record. Gene Ontology annotation, biological process: succinate transport; transmembrane transport; citrate transport. Gene Ontology annotation, cellular component: plasma membrane.